AUGGAUAAAUACCGCAAGUUAAAAGUUAUUGGUAAAGGCAGCUUUGGCUAUGCUGUACUUGUGUAGUCUGUUGUCAACAGAUAAACAUAUGUCAUGAAGAUUAUAGAUGUAUCAAAGAUGGACAAGAAGCAGCGUGAAGAUGCAGCUAAUGAGGUUCAUGUUUUAAAGGCAAUGAAGCAUCCAUUCAUUAUCACAUACAAAGAAUCAUUCAUGGAUAAGAGAUGUUUAUGUAUAGUAAUGGACUAUGCUGAUGGAGGUGAUUUAUAUACCAGAAUCAACUAACAAAAAAAGCAAGGCAAAGUUGCCUAUUCAGAGGAUUAAAUCCUUGAUUGGUUCGUUUAAAUGGCAUUAGCAAUAAAGCAUAUUCAUGAUAGGAAAAUAUUACACAGAGACUUGAAGACUUAAAACAUAUUCAUGACUUAGAAUAACACAAUUAAAAUAGGGGACUUUGGUAUAGCCAGAGUUCUCUAGCAUACAUAUGACUGUGCUCAAACUGCAAUAGGAACUCCUUACUAUCUCUCACCAGAGAUUUGUUAAGAAAAACCAUACAAUUAAAAAUCUGAUAUCUGGUCGCUUGGUUGUAUACUCUAUGAAAUGGCUACUCUCCAACAUGCAUUCGACUCUAAUUCUAUGAAAGGAUUGGUUCUCAAAAUUUUAAGAGGAAGUUAUCCACCACUCCCAGAUCAUUACAGCCAAGAUUUAAAAGAUCUUCUAGCAGAUAUGCUUAUAAAAGAUCCUUCAAAAAGCCCUAGCAUGCGUAAAAUCCUUGAAAAAGAUUUUCUGAGUUAACGAAUAGCGAAAUUAUUAAGCAAGACAUUGUCAAUAGAAGAUUUUUCACAGUCAUUUAUUAACAAAAAUUUAGCUCCUCACCUGAAUAAAGAGAAUUUGGAGAAGGAAAAAGGUUCUGGUAGUUUAAGCGAUCUCAGUGUGGUUGAGGAUUAAUAAAUCUCAAAUAAGCAAUAAUAAAAGGUUAUUUAAAAUACUAAGGAAGUUCUAAAAAAGAAGAAAAGGAUGGAGAUCCUUUCAGGUGGGAACACAAACAGUUAAAACGAUGAAUUUAAGGAUAAUAUUCAUUCAAGUUAUGAUGUACAAGCAGAUGGUAGAGAAAAAAUACCAGCUAUUAGAGAGUUGAGUGAAUAGAGAUAAAAUCAGCAAAGACAUCAGAAUUAUUUCAAGCCUAUGAAUAAUAAUGUGGGUUCUAGAUAGGGAACACCAAACUAGAGUUAAAAUCCAGUCGUUAAAAGUGUCAUAAGAUCGAGCAGUUAGGCUGCUACAAAUAGUAAUUAGUCACAGUAGCAAUCAAUAGUUCAGAAAUAUCAAGAACCCACAAUGCCUUAUCAACCUGCUUAAAAGGACUAAAAAGUUUAUAAUAAUUAUCUUAAUGCUAAGUAUGAUGAACAGCCAGCAAAUGUCUCAUCUUAAUAAAGACUUCACUAAGAAAACUCAGAGGAUGAAGAUGAUAAUUUUGAGGAAGCCAAGGAAGUUAGGUUGAAAUCCAAUUUCUUAUUGAAUUUACCUGGAGUUACGGCAAAGGAUUCAAUGGGAUAUAGAAUAGAAGCAUUAAGAGUUUAUCUUGAAAACUAGCUUGGGGAUGAACAAUUCAUUGCAGCCUACAAGCAUUUAGUGGUAUUUGCAUUAAUAAUCAUAUUGAUUUUAUAGAAUAUAUCAUAGAAUGAUGAUUCAGGCUAGGAUGAACUAGAGGGUAUGCUGGGUAAAGAGAAUAUGAAGUUUGUAACUCUUAUCCACUAGCUCAUUGUCUGUGAGGAUUCUUAUUAUGCAAAUAAAAAGUGA
Molecule: messenger RNA, 1791 nt
Organism: Stylonychia lemnae
Lineage: Eukaryota; Ciliophora; Spirotrichea; Sporadotrichida; Oxytrichidae
Source: the annotation of a GenBank genome assembly